GUGACGUGCUGUUUCCCACUUUGUUACCGUCGGCGUUGUUUCAAACGGCCGUUAUGGCUCCGAGAAGACAUACGCAAAAUCCGGCACAAGGGCUGCUGGAAGCCGAUUUACUGGACGCAGAUCUCACCAGAUGCUGCGUACCGACCGGCGAUUGUUUGCGCGCCAAUUCGGCGGACAGCCCGGCUUAUGCCUUGAUCAGCCUGGACGAUUUACGCGACACGGUACGGGUGACAUGCAACAACGAGAGCUGCACAGUGGGCCGGUAUAUGCAUCGCGAAUGUUUCGAAUCCUGGGAGCAGAGUGUUUUGACUUAUCUGAAAUCUUGCGGACGUGCCAGGUCCUGGUCUGAACGUCAACGCCAUCAGAAUUUGUGGACUAAAAAGGGAUACGAUUUAGCUUUCAAAGCUUGCGGUUGCCGUUGCGGCCGCGGACAUCUGAAGAAAGAUUUGGAUUGGAUGCCGCCGCCGCCGACGAGCGGUCUCUUCGGGCGCGUGGAUGAGGACGGCGGUCUUGCAAAUUCUGGAAAGAAAAAGAAGCGACGUAACCGCGGAAACAGUCGUCCGACGCUGGCUAUAUCCGCCGCUCAUCCGGUAAACGGGUAUCAUGCUAACGGUAACGCGGUCGUACAAGAUCAAUUGUUGCGGGGUAGAGCCGGCAGCUUGUCUUCGAGCACGGGAUCAUCCUCGCCUCCAGCGUCGGCGAGCAGCGAUCAAGGCGCUUCGCCUCUUCACGGGGCCACGGGAGCUCUCAAAAAGAAAUCGUCUGCUAUCAAAAUUGAUUUCUUUUCUGAUCGCAUAAGAGCCGGUUCUGGAGCCAAUGGCAUCUUCUCUCGUCGCUUGGACUUUUCUUCCUUCAAUUUGCUGCCUCGUCAUAAGUUGAACUCCUAUCAUAUUAAGAUGGAGGACGAGGGAAACCAUGGCAAUGAUGACACACGAUGCUUCAUAUUAUCUACUUUGGCAGCACAGCAAAGGUCCAGAGUUUCUUGCGUGCUUUGCGACGAUAUCAUGCCUGUGUUUGAUCGCUAUCCAUUGGUCGAUGGGACUUUCUUCUUGAGCCCAAAACAGCACGCCAAGGGAUGCCAGGAGGUGAAGUUCGAGGGUCGCACCCAAUAUCUGUCUGCGGUCUGCAUGGCCUGCCUGGAGGCCUCGAGCCCUGAACGCGUAAUCCGCUGCCGCUUUUGUACCACCCAGUGGGACGGAUCGUCCCUGGUUUUGGGCACCAUGUACUCCUAUGACAUCUUUGCUGCAAUGCCGUGCUGCGCCGAGCGCCAUAAGUGUAACAAUUGCUUCAAGCCCUUGCUCCAUCCUCAUCAGCGCUUGAACUUCUUCAGCGACUACAGUCAUACUCUGAACUGUCCCUUCUGCCACGUUCAGGACACACACUUCGUGAAGCCCUUGGCUUUCUGCUACACCAAACAGACGUUCCCGCUUUACCAGCAGUGGCCAUAACACGAUGCCUCGCCGAC
This is a messenger RNA of Ctenocephalides felis (cat flea), 1465 nucleotides long. Its product is annotated as headcase protein-like. The transcript is spliced from 5 exons. The coding region runs from base 54 to 1448 and encodes 464 amino acids. NCBI's taxonomy places the organism in Eukaryota, Metazoa, Arthropoda, Insecta, Siphonaptera, Pulicidae. The record is from RefSeq and is a predicted model, not a curated record.